AUGGCGGACGAAGAGAUCAGCAGCACGGGGCCUUUCAGACAUACCAGCACCGAGCUGGCAUCGAGACUACAGCACCUAUCGCUGUCGGCGCAAACCGUCCAUGCAGAUGACUUCCUCAACUCACAUGCGGCCGUGGCGCCGCCCAUGCACGUCUCAACCACGUUUCGGUACAGCCGGAACCCGGACGACCUCAGUUAUAUGAGCAAUACCAGCCCGAACAAUCCUCAUGAUUCACACAUAUACUCACGAGUGACUGCGCCAAACACACAGCGCUUCGAGGCCAUCUUGACCUCGAUCCUCCGGGGGCCCGCACUGUCAUACAGCUCAGGGCUAUCCGCGUUCCACGCCAUGGUCGUGUUUCUGAACCCGAAGCGCAUCGCCAUCGGGGGCGGCUACCAUGGCUGCCACGGCGUGCUCAAGGUGAUAUCGAAGUUGACGGGCUUGAAGCAGCUAGAGCUAGACUGCGCGGACGAGGAGCUGGGGCCGGGAGACCUGAUCCACGUCGAGACGCCCCUGAACCCGACGGGCGAGGCGCGCGACCUCGAGUUCUACGCCGAAAAGGCGAGACGCACAGGCGCCAUCCUCUCCGUCGACGCCACGUUUGCGCCGCCUCCACUACUGGACCCUUUCGCCUUCGGCGUCGACAUCGUCAUGCACAGCGGGACGAAGUACUUCGGCGGCCACAGCGACAUGUUGUGCGGCGUUCUAGCUAUCGCGCCGCGGCACGCUGAAAAGUGGCUUACGACGUUGCAGACAGAACGUGUUUUCCUAGGAUCGGUGAUGGGGAGUCUGGAGGGGUGGCUCGGUAUCCGCAGUCUCCGCACCCUGGAGCUGCGCGUGCGCAAGCAGAGCGCCGAUACGGAGAACUUGGUCCGUUGGCUGGAAGCCGAGAGACGGCGCGAGGGAAGUGUGGUCCGUGACACGGUCGCGGAGAUCAAGCAUGCGAGCCUGCAGGUAGACAGUGAAGGAAAGGAGCUCGGAUGGUUGAAGAAACAGAUGCCGAAUGGCUUUGGUCCCGUUUUUGCGGUAUACAUGAAAGAUGCGGACUAUGCGAGAAAACUGCCUAGCAAGCUGAAUCUCUUCCACCAUGCUACGAGUCUGGGCGGUGUGGAGAGUCUGAUCGAGUGGCGCUCCAUGACGGAUGAGGGCGUCGACAAGCGUUUGUUGAGGUUGAGUAUAGGUGUUGAGGGCUGGGAAGAUCUGCGAGAUGAUCUGGUUCAGGGGUUCGAGGCGUUAGCGAAGGAGCACACCACUGCGUGA
Xylaria bambusicola is the source of this 1260-nucleotide messenger RNA. RefSeq names its product pyridoxal phosphate-dependent transferase. Bases 1 to 1260 code for a protein of 419 amino acids. Gene Ontology annotation, cellular component: cytoplasm. Gene Ontology annotation, biological process: transsulfuration. The record is from RefSeq and is a predicted model, not a curated record. Gene Ontology annotation, molecular function: carbon-sulfur lyase activity; pyridoxal phosphate binding. The transcript is spliced from 2 exons. Lineage: Eukaryota; Fungi; Ascomycota; Sordariomycetes; Xylariales; Xylariaceae.